This is a messenger RNA of Anthostomella pinea, 1638 nucleotides long. NCBI's taxonomy places the organism in Eukaryota, Fungi, Ascomycota, Sordariomycetes, Xylariales, Xylariaceae. The record is from the annotation of a GenBank genome assembly.
AUGGCGACAUUCACGGUCUUCCAAGAUCUCCCCACCGAGCUUCGGCUCGGAGUCUGGCGGCAGGCCUUGCACGAAGAAGCAAAGAAGCGGAAUAUCCUGAUCCGCCAGGCCGACGAUCAUAUUCAGGUUGUACCAUCCAAGAAGCUUGUUUCUACCUUCCUGCUGGUCAACCGAGAAAGUCGCGAGUCUGCCCAGCGCUUCUACAGCACCAAGCUGGGCUUCAUCGUCCCGGAAAAACCUGGUUUUCGAGACAAGCAUCACCUGGUGGCUUAUUUCGGUAACUUCAACGAAGAAAUGCUGACCAACGGGGCUCUCUACUGCAGUCUCAGUCAUGACCUCUUCGUCAGGACCAUAGUCAGUUGGCGGGGACCAACAGACUCAGGACACCGUUAUGGCAUUCCAGUUAGGGAGAUCCAUCCCAACUGUGUCAGUGGCAGCUGUUGCGACAUGAAUGGUGGGCAAGAUCAGUUGCUGGAACUGGCAACAACCAAGCUGUGGGCCUCGGGGUGUGAGAGCUUGGGCAGGCUAUUGACAGUCCAUCACGGAAACAUGUCAACGUACUUCGCGCCCCUGAAGCCUCCUGCGUGUUCCGGGUGUGGCAAGGUGCAGAAGAAAUGGUGGGACGAAUUAGAACCUUUCGGCACAUCGAUGUUCCCGGGGCUGCGGCAGCACAUAUACGUCAGCGAGCCCAGAAGAGUACACGACUUUUGGGACGACACGGGGAGCCUCAAUUUCCGUUGCGCAGCUUCCAAUCGCGAUGGGCGGGAAGAGCUCCAUGAAUUUCCCAUUGGAGGGGAGAGCGGUCCGCUCCGGGGAUUUCCUGACGACGCCCUGGGGCACAUUUGCUUCUAUAAUCGGUGGUGGCAUCUUCGUGGCACCAAGGACACCCUCAGAGUCAAACUGAGCCGGAUCACUCGCAUCUCGGAAAGGGUCAUGCGUGACUGCGAGUGUCUGCCUGAGCUGCCUGUCGCUGAAAAGAUGUCCUGGGCUGCGCGACGUGUGACCACCCUACCUGAAGAUACGGCUUACUGCUUAGUGGGUAUAUUCGACAUGAACAUGCCCAUGCUGGACGGCGAGGGAACCAAGGCGUUUGGGAGGUUACAGGAGGAAAUCAUUCGUAGGGGCAACGACAUGUCUAUCUUUGCUUGGGAGCCGUUGGAGCCCCUCGAGUAUAUGGGAGUGUUGGCACACGCUGCAUCUGAGUUCGAAGGGUUUUCCCAUAACAACAAGUCGUCUCUACUGGCAAAGGCGCCGGAGUUCGCCAUGACCAACAAGGGAAUCCGCAUCACCACCCCUCUCUGGGAAGUGUCAGUUGACCUGGAAGUACCUAGAGCCUCCCAGGCUCGUGUUCUCGCCAUGCCACUCAGCACCUCGUCGAACAGAGGCAGACAAUUACUGCUGCUAAAGAGGUACGCCCCGGGACAAUACGCACGACUCGGGCUAGCAAGACUGUUAUCUGAGCAAGAUGUCGCUGAGAAAGAUGUCACGAUAAUAAGCUCUAACACAGUCGGCACAAGCUAUCUGAGCGCUCAUACAUCAGCAAACCUGGAGAGGUCUGUUCUUGAAUGCUCUCGAUCCACUGUUACAAUCCACCUGGAAGGCGUAGGCAUUCAACAGGCCACCCCGCAGAGCCACUGA